AUGUACACCCAAAAUCAAAGCACUGUCAUGGAGUUCAUUUUUCUUGGAUUUGCGGUGGAUCCUUUAGUACAGAUUUGGUUGUUUCAUAUUUUCCUGGUCUUUUACAUGACCACACUGACUGGAAAUCUCCUUCUCAUUCUGGCUGUGAGGACUGACAAACGUUUGCACACCUCCAUGUAUUUCUUCUUGUCUAGUCUCUCUUUCUUGGACAUCUGCUACACUUCCUCCAUUGUACCCAAAAUGUUAGUACAUUUCCUUUCACCUAAAAAGAGUAUUUCCUUCACAGGCUGUGCUCUCCAGUUUUGCAUUGCCCUAACUAUGGGGCAAACUAAGUGUCUGCUUCUGGCAUUCAUGGCCUAUGACCGAUACGUUGCUAUCUGCAUCCCUCUGCGUUACAAUAUGAUGAUGAACACAACUGUUUGUUUUUGGAUGAUCAGCAUGUCCUUGUUGAGUGGUUGCAUUGCUGCAUCUUUUGAAACAUAUUUAACUUUCAGACUAAUAUACUGUGGCCCUAACACCAUGAACCACUUUUUCUGUGAGCUCCCUCCAUUGCUUCGGCUCUCUUGCAGCGACACCUCAGCAAUCAAUAACGCAAGAUUGGUUUUCCUCCCCUUUAUGCUUUUCAUCCCGCUUUCAUUAGUCCUGAUUUCAUACAUCCGAAUCGUAACUGCUGUCAUGACAAUUCGUUUGGGAAAGAACAAAGCAUUUUCCACAUGUAUUUCCCACCUUGUGGUGGUGGUCAUUUUCUAUGGGACAGCCAUAUUUAUGUACACUAAACCUGAAAAUGCAGUCACAGAGGACACAGACAAAAAGGUGGCAGUAUUUUACACGGUGAUCACCCCGAUGAUCAACCCAUUGAUCUAUAGCCUGAGGAAUAAAGAUGUUCAAAAAGCCAUGAAGUCGUUGAUAAGAGCUUAG
Molecule: messenger RNA, 918 nt
Organism: Rana temporaria (common frog)
Lineage: Eukaryota; Metazoa; Chordata; Amphibia; Anura; Ranidae
Product: olfactory receptor 2D3-like
Exons: 1
Coding region: 1-918 (305 amino acids)
Biological process (GO): G protein-coupled receptor signaling pathway
Cellular component (GO): membrane
Molecular function (GO): G protein-coupled receptor activity; olfactory receptor activity
Source: RefSeq, a predicted model, not a curated record